GCACAAAUAAAAUGUAACGGAAGUGUAGGGAUUCGUUAGUUCUGAUCAUUGCUCGAAGCACAAUGUUGCCAUCUUUUGAUCGUAAAUAACCUAAAAGUGCGCCAUUUUGGAUUUUUCAUUUUCAAAAUAUAUUUUAUAGAAAAAUAAUUAUUAAACAUCAACAAUAAUACUUUUUCUAUCUAUUAAUUAUUUAAAUUAAACAUGUUAUUCAUUUUUAUUAUUAAUAUUCCGUAUAAAUUAUUUUGAGGUUUGAAUUUUCUUUUCUUCAAAAUGGCGGCACUUGCAAUCAACUUCAGAGCUCAACGUCACAGGUGUGAUUUUCCAAGUGUUUGUUUUCAUGUGAAACAAUUUUUAUUCACUUCCGUUAAAUAUUAUCAUUUUUUAACUAUUUUUUUACAUUUUUUUCACGUCACGUAAUUAAUUUGACACAAUUCCAACAUGAAACUAUCAAUAACAAUAAUAAUUACAUUUAGUUGAUAAUUUAAAUACAAUUAUUAUUAACAGUUUUCCUCUUGAAAACUACAACUAAAAAUCUUAACCAAAAAAUAAUUAUUAAUUAAUUAUUAUCAACUAUUAGUUAAUAAAUAAAAAGUAUUUUUUGAUUGUUAUAAUCAAUUAAAAACCAAAAGGAAUAUAUUUUUGAUAAUUCGGCUUUAAAAUCAUUUAUUUUUGAUACUUCAAUAACCUAAGCGGUGAACCUACGUAUAGAUAAUUAGAAAAUAUUAUUGCGGAAUAGCUGACUAAUUAAUCAUCUAAUUAGUUAAGUGAACAACGUGUAAAAGCAACAAGUGUCAGUCGAUAAUCACACUUCCUUCAUUGACAUUUUUUAAAAAUAAAAAUCUAAUGUCCUAAACAAUUGAUUAAAUAAUUGUUGAUAAAUAUUGUGAAGCCUAACGAAUUAUUGUUGAAUAUUAUUGAUAAGAGAAAGUUGAUGGGUGAAGGAUAAUAUUAAUAAAAAAUUGAGAUAAUCAGAAGAAAGAGGGAGAAAGAGAAAGAGUAAUUGAAUUAUUACUUAUAGUAGUGUCAGAUCAUUUGGGCGUUGCUCUUCGGCAAUAUUUAAAUAUGUUUAUAAUAAUUAUAAUAUAAAGAUCAUCAUUUAAUAAUAAAUUCAACAAAUAUUUAAACAUUUACAUAAUAAUUAUACAUCAGUGUUGAGAUAAAAUAUUUAUCUUUAAUUUGUUAAUUAAAUAAAAAUUUACUACAAUUCCGAAAAUGGCAGAAAUAUUGACAUUUAAUCGAUAUAAUGGGAAAAGGAGAAGACUCUAGUGGAUCAGACGAAGGUGAUACAAGUAAAUAUUUAUCUAGUUCAACUGAAGCGAGUAAAAUGCUUGAAGCUGCUCUUUUACAGAUGGAUGGAAUCAUUUCAGGUGCAUGUGCUGAUGGUACAGAUUCUCUAACAGACUGGAAAGAUCCUGUAAAAGAAGCCACAAGGAAUCUAGUGGUGGCCAUCCAGAGUUCAUCUUCUCCACCGCCACCACCUGAUGUCAAUACCAUUGAUAUUUUACUUCAAUGGAUGAUACCUGAACGAUUGAGGAAGCUUGAAAAUGAUCGAGCAGGAUUGAAUCUAGAAGUAGCUGUACUUUCAGAGCAGGUUGAUGCUCAAUCAAGUAAGAUACUGGAGCUGGAAAAUCUAUUACAGGAGAAAAAAGAUUCAUUACGACAACUGGAAAAUGCUUUGCAGAAGGAAAUUUUGUCUAAAAGUGCUUUGGAGACUCAGAAACUUGAACUGCUUACCUCUCUUUCUGAGAUGAAGUUGAAACAAGCGAGUCUAGAGCAUGAAAAUUUGACACUUCGUAAUGCUACGUCGAUUUCGAAUGGAGAGAAGUUUAGCAGACACACAGGACAAUACAGUAGUCUUCCACGACCACCAACAGUGACUAAGAAAGGUGUAGCAUUUGGUAAGCUUUCUCAUCAUCUGAGUCCUGGUGCUCAAUCUUCAGUAAUCAACAUGAACAUGAUGGGAACAUCCUCAAGAUGUUUGUCAGCACCGAUUUUAGCUGAAGAAGAAAAAAUAGUGAUAAAUGAGAUCAAUCAAAUCGAGCCAACGCCAUCGAAAUUAUUGAGUCAAUUGUCAAUUGAAGAAAUAGAAAGUUGGCUGUCAGAGUUAGGAUUGGAGUCUUAUGCACCUGAAUUACGACGCUGGGGCGCAACAGGAAGUAAAUUGAUGGAUAUUACUCAACAUCAGAUAGAGAAGGAGUUAGAUAUUAAAAAUUCUUUGCAUAGAAAAAAAUUAUUGUAUGCAGUAGAAUGUGAAAGAAGUAAUGGAGUGGGUUUUCUUGGUUCUGAAAAGAUGGAUAGUCCUGCUGUCUUACGAUGGUUAGAUGAUAUUGGCCUUCCUCAGCACAAAGAAGCCUUUCAAAAUGCUAAGGUUGAUGGUCGUGUGCUUCAUCGAUUAACUACAGAAGAUCUUCUAGCUCUUGGAGUAACUGCUCAGCUUCAUGCAGCCAGUUUACGACGAGGCAUUCAAGUUCUACGUGAAUUAAACUUCCAGUUCGACAAUUUAGAACGAAGAUCACCUAAUGGUGAUGGCGCUGAUGGAAGCAAUGUAGCUCUUUGGACCAAUCAUCGAGUGAUGGAGUGGUUGCGAGUGGUGGAUCUUGCAGAGUAUGCUCCCAACAUGAGAGGAUCUGGGGUUCAUGGUGGAUUGAUGGUUCAUGAAGGACGAUUUACUUCUGAACUUCUUGCAACACUUUUGAGUAUUCCACCUGCUAAGACUUUACUAAGAAGACAUCUCACGACACAUUUUAAUCAAGUUAUUGGUAGAGAUGUGGUUCAGCAGAAGAGAGAAGUUGAAAAUACUCUUGGAUUUGUGCCAUUGACUUUGACAGCAAGAUUGAAGGUACCAAAGAAGUCGCAGUUUACAUUAAAGAGGAAAAAAAGCAAAAGUGAAAUUGACUAUGGAAACUUAGUGUGUCCAUUAGAAGCAUCACCUCCAGGUACUCCAUUGACUCCUACAUCGACUUCGGGAAGCCCUAAUCACAAUCCGCCUUCAAUUUAAUCAUAAAACAGCUUCAGUGGUUAUCGCAUUGUGAACUAACUCUAAUAUGGAGAUCGUAGAGCACCGGAAAAUCAUCGGUUGUAUAUGAAGAAAGAUGAAUAAAUUAUUUCUUUCAUUUAUAGUGGGACCAAUUGAACUGAUUUUUUUCAAAUUUAACAAAGAAAGUGAAAUAAAAAUAAAUUAUG
Molecule: messenger RNA, 3183 nt
Organism: Chelonus insularis
Lineage: Eukaryota; Metazoa; Arthropoda; Insecta; Hymenoptera; Braconidae
Gene: Liprin-beta
Product: liprin-beta
Exons: 10
Coding region: 1244-2998 (584 amino acids)
Biological process (GO): neuromuscular junction development
Cellular component (GO): presynaptic active zone
Molecular function (GO): protein binding
Source: RefSeq, a predicted model, not a curated record